UUUUAGGGCGAUGUGAAGUGGUAGAAUGGAAUAUAAUUGGACAAUUUAUUGUGUUGAUGGUUUUACGUGGAAAACGCUAGAGCCAAGAGAGGCACUGGAGGACAGGGUGACCAAGCAGUGGCAGGAGAUCGGGUUCCAGGGGGACGAUCCCAAGACAGACUUCAGGGGAAUGGGCAUCCUGGGACUGGAGAAUCUAGUCUACUUCGCUGAGGAGUAUCCCACAGCAGCUGCUCACGCACUUCUCCAUUCCAAUCAUCCAAAGUAUGGGUAUGCCUUUGCCAUUGUGGGGAUUAACAUCACUAGUAUGGCGAUGAGGUUGCUGAGGGAUGGAACUGCAAAGACUCAUGUGUAUAAUUCGGCGAAAACUCUGCCUACUAUUCGUGCCUUUCAUCAGUUUUAUAGCUAUCUGUUUUAUGAGUUUGAUGAGUUCUGGAUUGAGUCCAAACCUAACAAUAUGAUGGAGUUCUCGGCGAUACAGGAGAAGUUUGAGGGGAAUAUCAGGGGGGCUUUGGGCAAUCCUAUGACUGUGUUUAGGAUCAAUCUUUCGGUUGAUAAUAUUUAAUUAGGGGAGUGAUUAUGGGUUUGGGAGGGACUUUGAGCCGAUGUGAAGUGGUGGAGUGGAAUACAAUUUGACAAUUUUUUCUGCUGAUGGUUUGACGUGAAAGAGACUAGACGUGACAUAUUCUCCGUGGAUUUUCUAUUGAUUAUGGGGUUUUGUCAAUACAGUAGCGAAGCGGUAAAACGAUUCAAGUCAACUUAGCUCUUAACUGAGUUUUCGAGGAAUAUCUCCGAAUCUAAGAGAGAUAGCAAAAUUUUCGUGAUUUUGUAGCUCUCUAUUCGCUCUGCAAAAAAGUUCCUAACAAAAAUUUUAUCUUAACAAAGAUCUGUCUUACAUUUCGAGAUAUUUAUUAAAAACUGACCAAUAGUCGACAUCGACUUAAACCGUUUCAUCGCUUCAUUACUGAACAAUGAAUGGCAAUUCAACUUUAACUUUAUAUGAUCCAUAUAAAAUUAAAAUUGAUUCAUAUUCAUAAAUUAUGUGAAUUUCAAGCAGAAAAUUUUCAAAUUUAAUGACCAAUUCUCAUCUUAUGUGAAAUUCAAUGAAGUUAUUUCAUAUCUUAUUUUCGGCUGAUAUGUAACAUGAUUUGAAAUUUGAGGAAAUGCGAAAAAUCGCCGGAGGUCGGGUUUGAAGCUACGACCCUUAUGUUUCCAGGCUGAGAAUUACGCACAUGGCUAUCCUCUCAAUAUUUAAAAUUCAAAUCUGAUCACAGUUAUAACGAUGAGAAUUAGAAUAAAAUUUUCAAAUAAAUUCUUAACAAAUAUUUGAAUUAUCUUAACGAUGAGUAACUCUAGGAGAAAAUGUCAAAAAACACGUUUCAUUGAUCAUAUCAUCAAUUACAAAAAAAUUCUGAUAUUUUCUCGAAGAAUCACUCGUUUGAAAGAUGAAUGAACGAUUCAGAGACGAAGCGAUGUAACGAGAUGAAUCAACAGAAUAGAAAAUCAUAAAAUGUCAUUUUCCUUCAGUUAUUCUCCCAAAUUAUUCUCGAAAUAUCUCAGAAUUGCUUCAGCAGAAUAUAUUUUCCUUUCAUUCUACAAAUAACAAUAUUGUAGUUGAUUUAUUUCGUUUUCCCACUUCAAAUCUGAAUGAAAAAAAUGAAAUUGACUCGUGUAUUGCACUUUACCACUUCAAUACUUAAUUAUUGUAAUUACUGUAAUGAUUUAUUUUUGCACAAAGUUUUUGAUAAAUUUGUGUGCUUGAUCGUGUGUUAAAUUCCAAUAGUUUGGAAACAUUCCAGAUCUGAGGAAACUAGUAAUUAUAUUUCACAAUUAUUUUGUGUUUAUAAUGAAUAAAUGAUUUUUAAAGAA
Messenger RNA from Diachasma alloeum, 1866 nucleotides. RefSeq names its product ELMO domain-containing protein 2. Gene Ontology annotation, molecular function: GTPase activator activity. Lineage: Eukaryota; Metazoa; Arthropoda; Insecta; Hymenoptera; Braconidae. The transcript has 2 exons. The record is from RefSeq and is a predicted model, not a curated record. Bases 26 to 562 code for a protein of 178 amino acids.